Aspergillus steynii IBT 23096 is the source of this 2403-nucleotide messenger RNA. RefSeq names its product putative dynamin GTPase. The coding region runs from base 1 to 2403 and encodes 800 amino acids. Gene Ontology annotation, cellular component: microtubule; cytoplasm; membrane. The record is from RefSeq and is a predicted model, not a curated record. The transcript is spliced from 3 exons. Gene Ontology annotation, molecular function: microtubule binding; GTPase activity; GTP binding. NCBI's taxonomy places the organism in Eukaryota, Fungi, Ascomycota, Eurotiomycetes, Eurotiales, Aspergillaceae.
AUGUCGGGCCAGAGCAACGAUGCCAUUGAUUUGAUUGCCCAGGAUAUGAAGGCUCUGGUCAAGAAGAUCCAAGACCUUCGCCACAUUGGGAUCGAGGAUAGCAAGAUUGCUCUGCCUAAGAUCUGCGUCAUCGGUGAUCAGAGCACCGGCAAGAGCUCUCUCAUCGAGGGAAUGUCUGAGAUCAAGGUCCCCAGGAGUGCAGGCACUUGCACCCGUUGUCCCAUGGAAAUCAACCUCUCUGAAAGCGAGCGUGGUCAGCCCUGGACCUGCCGCGUUUUCUUGUCGGGAAAAUACAUGUUUGACCCCUCCCACAGGCUCACCAAAAUCCCCAAGAAAUCCCAGCCUCUUGGCCCGUGGUCCCCCCAAGACCAAGAAGAUCUGCUUUUUAUUGAACUGUCCAACAAGAAUGACGUCCAAGAAGCCAUCAAGUGGGCUCAGAUCGCUAUCCUGAACCCCGGCCAUAAUCCAAUGGACUACAUUCCCGGCAAAAAUGCAGAUGCUACCAUGGACUGCCAGGUGAAAUUCUCCCCCAACGUGGUGCGGCUUGACAUUUCUGCUCCCAACUUUCCCAACCUCUCGUUCUACGACCUCCCCGGCGUGAUCAGCCAAGCCGAGUUUGAAGAUGAGCGCUACUUGGUCGCUUUGGUUGAAAACCUGGUGAGGCAGUACAUCUCCCAGGAGAACUGCAUAGUUAUCCAGACGUUGCCCAUGACCGAUGAUGCUACCAACUCUAGUGCAGGGCGCAUCAUGCGAGAUGUGCGCGGAGCCACGGAGAGGACUUUGGGUGUCUUGACCAAGCCUGAUCGAGUCCAGUCCUGUGAAUCAUACAACCAAUGGAUAGAGAUCUUGGAAGGAGACAAGUUCACGCUCGGACAUGGAUACUUUGUCGUUCAGAACAACCCCGAUCCUUCCGUGGGGCAUGCCCAAGCCCGGGAGGAAGAGGCGGCCUUUUUUGCAUCAAGCCCGUGGUCGACAGAGCUUGCGGCAUACAGAGACAGAUUUGGCACACGAAACCUCCAAACUAGACUGUCGAUGUUGCUCCUCGAGCAGAUCCAGGGAUGCCUACCUCGAGUUAUUGAGCAAAUCAAUGCGAAGGCCGACCGUAUCGACGCUGAGCUGAAAACACUCCCUGACCCUCCAAGCGCUAAUGUGCAGUACAUUCUGUGCCGGAAUAUCAACCAGUUCAAAGAAAGAAUCACUGCACAUUUUGAUGGCGGCUCAUCACAGUAUCCCCUCCAAAAGCGAUGGGGUCACAUGGCUUUGGAUUUCCAAAGGGCCCUCAUGAAGACCCGACCGACCGUUCAACUGCUAUCACAGUCUGAUCGUGUUCUUGAGCGCGACGGUGAUUCGGACUGCGAAAUGACCUCGGUUCAAGUCCCUAUGAAACGGAAGGCUCCUGCCACCAAUGGCUUUACUCGCAGUGCACCUCAUAGUCCCCGUGAUGUAAAGCCGAGCGUAGAGAGCCAGCCCUCUGGGUACCAUUUUCCUGAAUUUGAGAAGUUCGACAAGCCUUUACAAACAUUUACCUGGGAGGGGAUCCGGGAGAUUAAUGAGGAGUCUUACCGUGCCGGCAUUCCCGACCAGGCGGACCCCAAGGCAAUUGAAAUCAUGCGGCAGAAGAGUGUCAUCCAUUGGAUAGAUCCCAUGAACGUCUUUAUCCAGUCCACCCAUCGGCUUGUCGGAGACAUGAUUCUGGAUCAAUUGGCAGAAGUCUUCAGCCAAUACUACCAGACCAGUCUGUACAAGGAACUCGUGUAUAUCAUUGAUAACUUCCUGAAAGAGCUGAAGGAGGAGCACGAGCGCCAUGCCAAGGAAAACUACAACAUCGAAUACAACAAGCCCUUCACCAUGGCGACAGUGACUCUUGACCACGCCAUCAAGAAUGCGUUCGGAUAUCUUAGCGCUCGUCGCACGGAGGCUCGCAUAAGCUAUUAUUUGGACAAACAUAAUAUCGGCCCCGACCAUCCGCGGCGAGACGCAGAGAGGAAACGAUUGACGGCUGCAGAGAUUGGGCCCGAACGGUUUGAGCAAGAGCUGAAGAUGAUGGCGUCCACCCGGGGGUAUUACGAUAUCGCUAGCUCUAGGUUCCUGGACUGCACCUGCCAGAGUGUCCAUACCAAACUGUUUUCCAAGUGCAGAGAGGAGCUGAUCCCUGUCAUCGAGGAGAAUCUGGGCAUUCAGGAUGACAAUGCGAUGGAGCGUUGCCAAGAGCUCAUGGCCGAGCACCCGGAACGCCAGCGCCGCCGCUACCAUCUCCAAAGAGAACGGAACAAGAUCACCCAGGCACAGGAAUGGCUUGAGACGGCCAAAAAAGAGGAGCAGUCAGACGGAGUGUACGAUUUCGGCAGCCGCGUCAAGACGGAGCCCAUGAACGACUGGAUGACCCGUCCCUCUUUUGUUUAG